AAAUGCUUGAUGCUAAACACGCCUUCUGGCCCCUGGACCUGACAUGGCGUCCAUGGCUGUGUGGGCAGUGGGCACAGAUGGGCUCAAGGAGGGCAUGGGAAUCGAGCACCGCAGGAUCGUGAUGUGGUACAAACUGCGGAUGACAGUAUCGGAUACCAGAAAAGAGAAAAAGACAGUUUUCCUCUCGAUAGACUCAUUCGGGCUUCACCCUGACUUCCUCCCCAGCAAUAGACCUUGAAUCCUGAUUGUCCUGACCACGAGGUCUGCGGCGUCUUGUCGAUCCCUCUUUCCGCUAUCAACUGUUUACAGACCUGAAAAGUUGCAGCUCUCCGCGUCACCCAAGAAAAAGUGGUCAUACGGUCAUUUAAUUCGCUCGACUGCCUCUAUUGAACCUGCAAGCAUCAAAGGCCAGACGUCCAGGAUCGGCAGGUUCCUUGAUUCCCUGGCUUCAUCGUCCGUCAAUAUCACCAAGCACUGCCCUCCUCUGGGUUGCUGACCGACUGCGGUGACAUCUGACCCUCGUUUGAAAUUCCGCACCUGAUCUUUCUCGACUAUCCCUCAUCGCCUGCAAGAACAACGCGCCCCAACCCUCGACACACACUCCCACCACCUCCAGGCAAUAGACCACGAGUACCAACUCCUGAAGAUAUCGGACAUCCUGCGGUAAAAGAUGAUAUGAGCAUGCCGAGUGGCUCCUGAAGGCAGAUCAACAUGGCGAACAGUGCAGACAACCCGGACAAUGACGAGAAAUUUGAGGAUGCCAACGAUGUCAACAAUGAUUCAAAGCGGAAUUCUUCCCACUCGGAUCAACCUCCGCAGGAGCCCAAGGAUUCCGAUGCUCCUCCUCCGACCUCGAACGACCACGAGCAAUCCAAAGGCGAGCAAAGAGAGAGCACGGGGGGCACAGAGUCGAAGGUCCCUGAUAUAACUACUGAUGAUACAAGCGCGGUGGAUGAUUCCCACGACGCCCAGCAAACACCGACGUUAAAACCCCCCGAACCCUCCACUGACACCGCCGGCGAUCCUUCAGAGAAACCUGUCCCCCCUAAGCCUGCUACUCGCCCUUCGAGAUUCCAAGGCUUUUCUGCCUCCCUACCAUCAGUGCCUUGGGGACCGCCUCCUCCCAGAAAAGCUUCAGACGCCCGAGCACCGUCUCCGCAACCACCUCAACCACAAUCGACCUCCUCCUUUAGCCGCAAAGUGACCACUCCUUUCGGAUGGUUGAGCCGAGCAACAUCGGCUCCAAAAGAGACUCGUUCUCCUCCUUUACCCUCGAAAUCACAACUUGAUACACGGCGGAAUACGGCAGCAUCAGCAUCCACUCUCGGCAGCAACGCGGAUCUGACGCUAAAGGCGCUAGAAGAGUCUCAAGAUGGGUCAAGCGGCCAGAAGCAGCCCUCUAGAGCAUCGCUCCGCGAACAAUUUAAAAUGCUCCGGCUGCGGGAAGAAGCGGGCAUAACAAGCUUGGAGGGAGCGGAGUCAUCUGAAGGAGGUGCAAUAGCAGGACUUAUAGGCCGGUCGGCUAGUUUGGGUGUUGGAAUUGCCACUCCGGGCAGUGUCGGUCAGGAUGAAAAUGUUGUGUCUACUCCUGUCAUGUCUCCGUCCUCGCCCAUGGUCGAAUCACUACCCACCAAUCCAAAUUUGCCUCCCGGAACAGUAGCAGGGGUGGCAGCAGCAACUGCAGACACGAGCACCCCGAUUGAUUGGGACUUCUGGCAAAAUGUUGUCAAUGAGGGUCCGCAGGCUGUUGCUCGGACAAGUCCUGAUGAGUUCACGCAAGCCAUCAGUGGUGGAAUCCCACAGACCAUCAGACCGGUUAUAUGGCAAGUGUUAGCAGGCAGCAAAAACGAGGAUCUGGAAGCCGUCUAUUGGGAUCUCAAGUCCCGAGGCCCACACUCGGAAACAAAAGAGGGCAUGGCUAAAUCUCCUUUACUGAAUGGGCAUGUCAACGGCAGCGCCAAAGAGAAAGAAUCAGUAGCAUCGUCGAGAUCGUCGAUAAGAUCUGAUCACUCAACACCUGCCACCAGCUCCAAUGUAGGCGUUGCAUCUCCUUCGCCUUCCCAGGAAGCAACAGAUCCUAUGAGCACGGCGCGGCUCCAGACUCAACUGGCCGCAGAAAGGGCGAAAAAGGCCAAAGAGGAUUCUGCAGCACUGGCAAAGCUGGAGAAGAUGAUCAAGCGAGACAUGGGCUCGAGGACCAGCUACUCGAAGUAUGCGGCAGCAGCGGGCCUUCAAGAUGGACUAUUCCACGUGUGCCGCGCAUAUGCCCUCUUUGAUGACGCCGUCGGAUACCCUCAAGGCCUGAACUUUAUCAUCAUGCCUCUUUUGUUCACGAUGCCCGAGGAAGAAGCUUUCUGCCUCCUUGUUCGAUUGAUGAACAAAUACCAACUCCGCGAUCUUUUCAUCCAGGAUAUGCCCGGAUUACAUCUACAUCUUUAUCAGUUUGAGCGGUUACUAGAGGAUUUGGAGCCCGCAUUGUAUUGCCAUCUCAAUCGCCGAGGUGUUACCCCCAAGCUCUAUGCAACACAGUGGUUUCUGACAAUGUUUGCAUACCGGUUUCCGCUUCAACUGGUCAUGCGGGUCUAUGAUUUGGUCCUGUGCGAAGGGCUCGAGGGUGCGAUUUUGAAGUUUGGAAUGGCUGUCAUCCAGCGAAACGUAGCCACGCUGCUGGUAAUGCAGGAUAUGCAGAGCCUCACAAACUUCCUCAAAGAAAAGAUCUUCGAUGUUUAUAUCGAUGCCGCGCCCUCAUCCAAAUCGAUACUAGAGUCAGGAUUCUUCGGCAGCUCUGGCGGCUCUGACACUGAGGUUUACCGAGCAGAUCUCCUUGUCCAAGACGCAUGUGCAGUAAAACUGACGCCCGAGAUGCUCAAUCGAUACCGAGAGGAAUGGGAGACAACUACAAAGGCCGAGAAAGCACGCGAGACCGAGCUGGAAAAUCUGAAGACCGACUGUGCAACCAAAGCCGCCCAGAUCCGUUCGCUCGAGCAAAGAGCUGAGAAAUCUGACGCAGAACACAUCGAGAUCGCCAAUGAGUUGGUGCGGCUAAAAGUUGAGAACACCGAGUUGCAAGACCGCAACGAGAGCUUGACUGGACAGGUCGCCGAGCUGAAAAAGGUCGCAGAAAGUGAAGCAGCAAACGUCGAGGAGAGGCUCCGCGCGGGAACGGAACAGGUCAUGCAGCGCAAUAUCGAGGUGCAGAAUGAGAACCGCCAUAUGGAAGAACAAAUGGCCGAAAUGGAGCGGGAGCUCGUGGAGAUAAAGAUGAAGUACGCUGAGCUCAAUGCCGAACAUGAAGCGCUCAAGCAGAAAUGGAACGACUUGAAACGAGCCCUCGAAUGAGAUCAUCUUCAUGUCUGUUGACAGUCGACAUCUUUAUUCAGGAGACCUCCGUGCAACCCAUUCGACGCCUCGGAGCCAAUGCAGCCUUGACCUCGCUUCCGGUCAUCAAUCAUCUGCUUGGCUAAUGCUCACGUUGUAUAUUCCACCGAUGUUUUCUGACUCUUAAGUACGGUCUUUCCUGCUUUCUAUACCCCAAGUCAUGAAUGAUGGAACCAAGCAUAGCGCGGGCGAUAUAUGGUUUGCAGCAUCUGCUUUGACGGUACGACAUCGGAUCUUUCCGAAUGGCUUCAGGUGUUUGUGAGGGUGGAUUGAAGAAUGAUCCUUUGUCUUGGAGAUCCUGAUCCACGAAUAGCGGCUUAUCCAUUGUUCCGGAGAGGUAGCAACGGAAAUCUCGCAGAGGUUUGGCUCGGCCUGUUGAGUUCAGGAGCCACCUAUUCUGCCGGUGCCAUAACUGCUCUGUGGGGUCUAGCCCACGGACUUGUGUGACUCGACGAAAGGACUUGAUGACCCUUUGAUGCUUUCUUUGCACAAAGAGGCAGAGGAACGGAUUGAUUGAUGUUCAAAAUAUCCUGUAUUGGUAUGGGUGUUGCAGUUAGUAGAGGUCGAUGUGUCUCGCGAGAGACUCGGACGGAGCACAUGACAAUGGAAACCACGUCGAACAGGCAGAACUGCCUCUGUUGACGGCGAUUGAGCACCAUGAUAUAGACCUCGCACGCAUCAAGAUACGAAGCACAGAAUGGU
Molecule: messenger RNA, 4080 nt
Organism: Cladophialophora immunda
Lineage: Eukaryota; Fungi; Ascomycota; Eurotiomycetes; Chaetothyriales; Herpotrichiellaceae
Exons: 3
Coding region: 712-3339 (875 amino acids)
Source: RefSeq, a predicted model, not a curated record